This is a messenger RNA of Drosophila biarmipes, 2667 nucleotides long. RefSeq names its product putative inorganic phosphate cotransporter (gene Picot). Gene Ontology annotation, biological process: monoatomic anion transport; phosphate ion transmembrane transport. Lineage: Eukaryota; Metazoa; Arthropoda; Insecta; Diptera; Drosophilidae. The record is from RefSeq and is a predicted model, not a curated record. The transcript has 5 exons. Bases 614 to 2227 code for a protein of 537 amino acids. Gene Ontology annotation, cellular component: membrane.
UAGUAAGUCAUUACACUGGCAGCGCUCGUGGCGAGAGGAGCGAGUUGAAGGCCCCAAAAGAAAGUUUUUCGCAUCGCCAGUGCGUGGAGAAUUGCCCCUACGAGAAAGCCCGGCGCCAGUCCGUCCAUAUUAACAUCUCCAUCUGCCGAGCUCCGAGAUCUGAGAUCCGAGAUCUGAGAUCCGCUGGCGAAGUGAGGGGAUCCGCAUCCCGAAGAGCGACGGUAAACAGCGAAUAAGUCGUGCAAACAGCAGACUUCAGACAACAGACGUCUCAGUGGGACCCAGUGCGAACCUGAAUCGGGGCUUAUUUAAGGCCCGCUACCCGCUGACUGUCAAUCAGAACAAUUCAAGCUGUCGCCGGCAGCAGAUCGCGAGUGAAGAGGUCCGAAGAACCGGCCAGAAGAAAGCCGCAGAAGAAUUGCGCAACCCAGAAAGACGGAUCGGUGGGGAAAAUUCCCCGGUUAAGCUGCAAAUACACCCCCAGCAUAUUUGCUCUUCGGCAUUGUGUGCCGUAUUGUGAUAUUUAAACGCGCCACCUGCAGCGUCGUCAUCAAUUUGUUUUAACACUCCGUGUUUAACCCAAACAAAGCCCGCUCAUCCAUCAAAUACCAAGAUGUCCGCGUCGAAGGAGGCCAUUUGCGGCAGCACCGAGAAGGAUCUGGAGAAGCCAGCCUUGGGAUGCUUUGCCACCCGCUACUUUGUGACCUUUAUGCUUUUCCUGGGCAUGGCCAAUGCCUAUGUGAUGCGCACCAACAUGUCGGUGGCCAUAGUGGCCAUGGUCAAUCACACGGCCAUCAAGUCUGGCCAGGAGGAGGAGUACGAUGAUGAGUGCGGAGAUCGGGAUAUCCCCAUUGUAAGUAGCUCUUACAAAGCUCCAUCUUUGAGUCAUAUUGAUAAAUUAUCUGACCCUUUUCAGGACGAUUCCCAGGAUGGCGAGUUUGAGUGGAACUCAGCUCUGCAGGGCUACAUCCUGUCCUCCUUCUUCUACGGCUACGUCAUCACCCAGAUUCCCUUCGGCAUCCUGGCCAAGAAGUACGGCUCCAUGCGCUUCCUGGGCUACGGCAUGCUGAUCAACUCGGUGUUCGCCUUCCUGGUUCCCGUGGCUGCUCGCCAAGGCGGAGUCUGGGGUCUGUGUGCGGUGCGCUUCAUCCAGGGUCUGGGCGAGGGUCCCAUUGUGCCCUGCACCCACGCCAUGUUGGCCAAGUGGAUCCCCCCCAACGAGCGGUCCCGAAUGGGAGCUGCCGUCUAUGCGGGCGCUCAGUUUGGAACCAUCAUUUCGAUGCCACUCUCCGGAUUGCUGGCUGAGUACGGCUUUGAUGGCGGCUGGCCAUCCAUCUUCUAUGUGUUUGGAAUUGUGGGAACCGUUUGGUCCAUCGCCUUCCUGUUCUUCGUGCACGAGGAUCCCUCUUCGCAUCCCUCUAUUGAUGAGCGCGAGAAGAAAUACAUCAAUGACGCGCUCUGGGGAUCUGAUGUGGUCAAGAGCCCGCCCAUUCCCUUCAAGGCCAUCAUGAAGUCGCUGCCCUUCUACGCUAUCCUGUUUGCCCACAUGGGUCACAACUACGGCUACGAGACCCUGAUGACCGAGCUGCCCACCUACAUGAAGCAGGUGCUCCGCUUCUCCCUGAAGUCGAACGGUCUACUCAGCUCCCUGCCCUACCUGGCCAUGUGGCUCUUCUCCAUGUUCAUCUCGGUGGUAGCCGAUUGGAUGAUCAGCUCGAAGAGAUUCACGCACACGGCCACCAGAAAGAUGAUCAACAGUAUUGGCCAGUAUGGUCCUGGUAUCGCCCUGAUCGCCGCCUCUUACACGGGCUGCGACCGGGCUCUGACCCUGGCCAUUCUCACCAUUGGAGUGGGCCUGAACGGAGGCAUCUACUCCGGCUUCAAGAUCAACCACUUGGACCUCACCCCGCGUUUCGCCGGCUUCUUGAUGUCCAUCACGAAUUGCUUGGCCAAUUUGGCCGGUCUUCUGGCGCCCAUUGCUGCGGGCCAUCUCAUCUCCGAUCCCAGCAAGCCCAUGAUGGGUCAGUGGCAGAUCGUGUUCUUCAUCGCCGCCUUUGUGUACAUCAUCUGCGGCACCUUCUACAACAUCUUCGGCUCCGGCGAGCGUCAGUACUGGGACAACCCCGAGGACGACGAGCAGAAGCCGGCACUGCAGACGACCAGCACCACCACCCCGCAAAGGCUGAGCAACGGCAGAUCGGUGCCAGCGGCCAUCUCCAGCUCCUAGGACUACAAAAAGGCCGUAGUAUUAACCAUAGUCGCCCGUCAUUAACAUUAAUCCGUACACUAUACGAAACGCGUAGUUUAGUCCUUCAUUUAGUUAGCUAUUUGUUAAGCCAAAAGUUGUUAAUAUUGAUAGUUAGCGUUUGAUAUAUUCCUAUACAUGCACCGCUACAAAAAAAGACAGUAGGCUUCCCAUUGUAAAGGAAUUGGGAACUCAAACCGAACCCACACCAAAUCGAGCACAAAUCGUCAACUUUAGUUAGGGAAAUCGAGGUCUACCAUUGCAAAUGCGUAACUUUCUUAUCUUAUUGUGAUAGCGACAGAGUUUAGUUCUCUCACUGAUUUGUUUUGAAAUUAAAUGAUCCGCUCAAGCGAACAUUGUUAAGAAAACAACCAAAUGUAUGAAAACCAUUAAAAACUAUUAGUUUAAGAAAAAACAAAAAA